GAUGUUUUCUUGCUCAUUCGCUCCUACUCUAUGUGUGAAAUGGAUAAAUUGCACUCGUUCGCGUUCGGGAGUACCAUUUUGUGAAUCCUAUUUUAUGUGCAAAAGGACUUACUUGGAUUUCUAUGAAUUAAAGAACUUAUUUUAUUGAGUUAUUUUUAUAUUCUAAUUAUUAUGAAUAAUGGAAUGUACCCAUUUAUUAGAUAACGUUAACUUGGAUAGCGAUCUUUUCGGUGAGGAGACUGUGAUCACAAAGGACUUUAAUUGUUCAGAAUGUGCGAUCAAAGAGCAGAACUGGCUAUGUUUGCAAUGUGGUGUUGUCAACUGUGGCCGGUAUGCCAACGGACAUGCAAAACAUCAUGCCGAGUCACUUGACCAUCAACUAUGUAUGAGCUGCGAUGUGUACUCGGUUUACUGUUACAAAUGUGAUGACUAUGUUUCAAACGAUGUAGAUCUUCAAACUAUAGACAAAAUAAGGCAAAGUAUUAUGCAUGUUAGGAAUAAUGAAGACGCUGAACCAAAUAGCAACAUAGAACAAAUUGAAGAUGUCAAAGACAAUCAGAGUCCCAACAGUCCUGUAUCAAAUGAAUUGGAUUCAAGUGAUAAGAUUGGAUUGUCCCCGAGUAUCAUUGAAGAAACCAGCAUUGAAGUGACGCCGACUAGCUCAUGUGAUGUUCCAAGCUCAGAACCGAGUGUCUCUGAUAUGACUGAAAAUAAAACAUCAAAAACUGCAAAGAAUGCAGAGGAACCAGUGCGCAGCUUGCGACCACGUUCACGGAAACGAUCUCAUUCCGAAGACAGUAGCUCAGCAGAGAAUACAAGUCAACCUUCUAGGAGCAAAGAGAAGAAAUCAUCUUGUAAUGGAAAGAGUCAGAGAGAAAAGAAGAUAGUAGGUUUAAAAAAUUUAGGCAACACAUGUUUUAUGAAUGCGGUGCUGCAGAGUCUUAAUAAUAUACAGGAAUUUAGUUGUUACUUCAGUCAGCUGCCGUCGUUGGAAAUGAAAUCGAAUGGACGUAAAGUGUACCAUUCGAGGAGUUACACCCGUCAAGAGAUGCAUGACGUUGUGAUGGCAGAGGAGCUCAGAAAGGUACUCAUAAACCUGAACACGGGAGGAUGCGGGUCGAAGGGCGCUAUAUCUCCAGAGUGCCUGUUCCUGGUCAUCUGGAAGGUGGUUCCACGGUUUCGUGGCUACCAGCAACAAGACGCACACGAAUUUUUGCGGUAUAUGUUGGAUAGACUGCACACGGAGCUGCAGCAGCUGCUGCCGGCCGAGCGGCCCGCCGCCUCCAUCGUGACGGCCGUGUUCGGCGGCACGCUGCAGAGCGAGGUCCGCUGUCUGGCCUGUGGGACAGAAAGCAAGAAGUUCGACCCAUUCCUAGAUCUGUCUCUGGAGUUGCCCGAGUCGGGUAGACAUGAGACUCCGGUGGCGCUCACUGAUUGUCUCUCGAGCUUCGUUCAGGUUGAAGAGUUAGCCGAUACAGAGCGUUACUUCUGCAGUAGUUGUAAAUGUAAACAAAAAUCAACCAAGCAGUUUUGGAUACGGAGAUUACCCAAUGUUCUAUGUUUACAUCUCAAGAGAUUCCGGUGGCAUAAUUACUUUAGGACAAAAGUAGACACGAGCAUAUCGUUCCCGCUGAGCUCCCUGGACAUGUCCCGCUUCGUGCUGGCCAACGUGCCCGACACGCGCCGCUCGGGCCGCGGCAGCUUCCUGUACGACCUGGCCGCCGUCAUCGUGCACCACGGCUCCGGCGCCGGCUCGGGCCACUACACGGCGUUCGCCAUCAACGAGGAGCAAUGGUUCCACUUCAACGACCAGACGGUGCGCGCGACGGACGCCAGCGCCGUGGCGUCGUGCAAGCCCUACAUCCUGUUCUACAUCCGCCGGGAGUUCGCGCUGCCCUCCGCCUCGUGACCGACCGGCGCGCCCGACGACCUCAGCUGCGAGCCCGAGCCCUAACGUGGCUGCCCCCUAGGUUUCCUGAUUACGUUGGCAUUUCAUACGGAGCGGAGCUCACGCGGUAUAAGUUCCGAUCGGAAAAAUGUUCGAAACAACGUCAUCUCGAACGCAACUUGCGUACAUUUAGAGCAUGUCAACGUAUACGAACGCAAAUUUUCCUUUGGAAUGCGGCAGUUCAAACAUUCUUAUGUAACUUCUCAGUGGAAAGAAACCAACGUGGGCUCCCAGCUGAUGGAAUUCCAAAUGAAACUUUGUAAAACAGAAGCAAAGUCAGGAAACCUCUCAUUCGCAAUCCGCCUCAAUGUGAUUUGAAACGUGUGUCUGAGAACGUUUUGUCUCCCAUACAAUGACAUUCGUAAGAGGAUGGCUGUCAGAAAUCUUAAUAAUCCUGAUGCAGCUGUUGUUCGUUGUUAACGUAUAGAAUGGUGUGAUUUCGAAUUUACGCUCAUAGCUAUGGCAUGUUCAGACUAGUGAAAUUACUGUGCAGCUCAUACUUUUUAGUCUUCGGCCAGUAAAUAUGUAUUAGACGCAUUAUUAUAUAUUAAAUUCAAUCUCGUUUGGCAUGAUCUUGGCACUCGUAUUUAUAUAUUAUACUAUUCGAUUUUUGAAUAUGAAUUAAGAAUAUUGGAAAAGUUUCGCUUAUUAAAAAUCAUAUAUUCUGUGACAUCUGAAAAGUUCUACUCAUAUCAACAAUUAAAACUUAGGAAAUAGGGGCCGAUCAGUCUUCUUUCGAGUCUACUUCAUAAAAUGUGACAUUGGCAGAAUAUUUCUCGUCUAGUGCACGACAUUUACAGAAGUGAAAAAAGUAGAAAGAUGAAUAGGAUUCAAGUAAAAAAAUUUUUCUUCACGAUUUUAUCUUCACCAUUGAAUUUUGAAAAAAAAAAAGAAUCACAGAGAACUAAGCUGGUCUGGAUUUGAACCUGCGAUCUUGUAUGACCUACCUGUUCGAAUUACUGGAUCCAUCUCGGCUCUACUAAGAUAAAUAUCCUAUCAUUUAUUUUCACGGCUGUUUUUUGAACGUAAUUUAAUUGACCUAAAGUCAUUGAUACUGAUUUAAAAGGGCUGGUCUCUUUCCGGUUUUAAAUAUUCUUAUUAGAUGUCAUAAAUAUAAUUGACAUGAUAAUAAAAUAGUUGUUGAUGAAUUAUAAAUAUUUAAGCUAAUUGAAUAUACAGAAUACAUGUAAAGUUAACAUUGAUUCGUUAACAAGGCGACUGACCUAAUUUUCCCGUAAUGUAACAUUCGCAACGAGACUGAUGCCUUACGGUGUCAUCUAAAGUGUGCUUGCAAAGACCGAGCCGUGCUAGUUACGAGCACAGUGCCUAGCCUUGCUAGUUGCGAGCAGAAGACCUGAUCAGACGUUACCAAUUUCGGUCACAGUGAAUACUUCAGACGAUAAAAUUGAUAUUAUAUGACAAUCAUGCGAUUAGUGUGCUCGCAACGAUAAAUUCUUUCAGUUUUUACUGACUCGAGAGAUACUGACAACGAGGAGGACACUCGGUGCUUCUCGCUAGAGGAAGUUCAGAUCGCUUUGUUGACUAUAUAGUGUUAUAUUACGUUAAAAUAGAGGUCAGUCAACUUUACACGUCUGUUCAUACUGAGCACUUUACACAAUUAAUACAGUUUGCUUCAUUUAUUUGUAAAAUUUUUUAAACACGAAUAAUUGUAAAGCAUGUCAUUUUUACAUUCCUAAGAAAUAUCUGUUUUUUUUUUUUAAAUGUAUUCACAGCGUUAUACGCAGCGUUUAAAAGCUCGUUAACAAUAUUGUGAUAAGAAAAUGUGUGUAAAUAGGACGUUUUGAUGAUUUGUGUCGUGAAGUGGUCUCUUUUGCAAGUACCUAAUUGUUUAACAACAGGUUUAUUUUAAUUACUUCAAUUACUGGAAGUUAAUAGUGAUUGAAUUUAAUAAAUUCGCCAACUUAA
Vanessa tameamea is the source of this 3874-nucleotide messenger RNA. Its product is annotated as ubiquitin carboxyl-terminal hydrolase 3-like. Gene Ontology annotation, biological process: protein deubiquitination. Bases 179 to 1909 code for a protein of 576 amino acids. The record is from RefSeq and is a predicted model, not a curated record. The transcript has 10 exons. Gene Ontology annotation, cellular component: cytoplasm. Gene Ontology annotation, molecular function: cysteine-type deubiquitinase activity; zinc ion binding. Lineage: Eukaryota; Metazoa; Arthropoda; Insecta; Lepidoptera; Nymphalidae.